GAUUCAAGUUUUCCUGUAUUAUUACUGCUGCAGAUAAAUUGCUUUUCUCUUGUUGGGUUUGCUGCCAGACUGCUUCCGACGCUCACCGGUCGCUGCGAGGUUAAAUACCCGCAAUCCACGCCUUUUUCUCUGCCAAGAAUCGGCAUCUCGAAGGGGAUACCAGAGUCAUUACCUCCUCUCAUCGCCACCUCUCCUUGAACGGAGAACUACUAUCUUCUGUUUAGUUUGUUUGCUGUGGGUAGUGUAGAGUCUAUUUCACUGUUCAAGAGAAUGGUUCUUUGAGCUGUAAGGUGUCACUAUUGGGAGUCCAUUUGUGCGGUGCGUGAUUAGGGGUUUGGUUGGCGGAGAGGAGUUGAUGUUUGGUUGUUAGUUUGUGGAGGUUGUAGCGUGUGAAAGUGAGGACGAGGAGAAGCGGGGGUUGUAGUUGGAAGGAUUUCGAGGUUGUCUAGUGGAAGCGAUGGCGCAGCAGCCGAGUACCACGAUGAUGAUGGCGAUGCAGCAACAGCAGGUGCAUGGAGGGGGGAACCAUCAUGGGGGGAUGGGGUUUCACCACCCUGGAAUGGGUGGGCAGCAGGGGGGUGGAGGAGGGGGAAGUGGCGGAGGUCCUGUCAUGGAUGAGUUGAUGGAGCAUAUGUUUGGGAUGCCAGGUGGAGGUAUGUUCGAUAUGGCCGGCGGGAGAGUUGGUCCGUGGGAUUACAAUGUGGGUUCCGGGGCGGGGAAGGGGUUUGGAGUGGGAGGGAUGCCAUCUGCAGUGGGGUUGAGCAAAAAGGGGAAUGAGGAGGUUGAUUAUGGCUUGUCAGAAGUGCAGAUCCGCCAUCAUCAGCAACAGAGUGCGGGAGCUAGAGGGGAGAGUGGCUCGGGUGGCAUGCCAGUGGUGAGAGAGGCUCGCAAUGGAGCCCCGGAUACACUGACGCGAUCAGUGUCUCUCGGGAGUAGCGCUAGCGAAGAAUCUGGCCCACAGCAGGGCAAGGGGGACCAGUUGAUGGGUUCCAUGGUCGCUCCGUCCAAGCAUCUUCAGCAGCCGUAUGGUGGUGCAGGCAGCGGUGUGCCAACACUUCCAAUGAACUUUGCUCCAGCUAAGGCAGAGAAUGUGAUGCUGGUGGGCGAGAUGGACUCACACAACGCACAUGGAAAACGUUUUCGAGAAGAUGAAGAUGGUCGGCCCAGGCCCACUGGAGCCAUGCCACCUGGAGGUUGUCAAGGGUCUGGGUAUGCCAACCCAGGAGUUCCGGCAGGACAGUCGCUCCCUGGUAUGGGGGCUAGACCACGAGUGCGAGCACGUCGUGGUCAAGCUACUGAUCCUCACAGCAUUGCUGAACGGCUUCGCAGAGAGCGAAUCGCUGAGCGCAUGAAAGCCUUGCAAGAACUCGUUCCCAACUCGAAUAAGACGGAUAAGGCGUCGAUGCUGGAUGAAAUCAUCGAUUACGUCAAGUUCCUGCAACUCCAAGUAAAGGUUCUAAGUAUGAGUCGACUAGGAGGUGCUGGUGCACUUGUUAACAGUGAUCCGCCCGCUGAGGGUGGAAACAAUUUCGCCGCGUCAGCUGGGUCUUCGGGGGUUUCUAACCCUGCUCAAGAUGGGUUAGCAUCUGCUUUGACAGAAAGACAAGUGACACGCAUGAUGGAGGAUGAUAUGGGUGCUGCAAUGCAGUACCUGCAAAGCAAGGGACUGUGUCUUAUGCCCAUCUCCCUUGCAACUGCUAUAUCAACAACAAACAAGGGCCCGGCACAAGCCAAUGCUAAUACAGGGGACCGACAGGGAUCAGCAGCAGCAUCAAACAUUGGCAAGUCCACAGCUGGUUCCAGCUUAGCUGGAGGUUCCAAAGAGGACGGUUCAGAGGCUGGGAGAGUGACUGAAUCUACCACUCAAGACACCUAGGAGCUCAUGCCAGGAUCUGCAGCUGGUGUGACAGGAUAUAACUAUUGCUAUGUAUCAUCUGUGCAGGAUUCAGUAGUUUCCGACUUGAUUAGUGUUGUUUUUAAGCGACCUGAAGCUACUGAGGUUGGAGAUGUCCCGGUUGUAGCACCUGGCAUGAAGCAGUUACUCUAUGUGGAGGUUCGCUUCUUGCUCGCCUCCCUCAGCAAUGGAGCUUGUAGUGACAGGCAAGGGACGCUCGGGUGCAUUGACAUGUGUCGACUCUGUAGUGCACGUACUGCAUUUGUUUAGGCAUAGUCGUUGUAUCCUAAAGUAGAGACUGGGAAGCUUUAUGACCUCCUGCUUUAUUGAAGUGGACCCAUUGUAUCCAAUCAUAGUGGAUGGUCCUCUGAAGUCUCGUCAGAGUCUUUGAUAAUUUCACUCAAUCAACCCAAGUGAAGCUUUGGUCCUAGGUGAAUACAAAUUUUGAAGUUCGUAAAGUCAUUCAAGCUAAGUAGAAGCACUCUUCAGCUCAACACAAUCAGAGCUCUUUUUCUUUCUUUCUCCUU
Molecule: messenger RNA, 2421 nt
Organism: Physcomitrium patens
Lineage: Eukaryota; Viridiplantae; Streptophyta; Bryopsida; Funariales; Funariaceae
Biological process (GO): regulation of transcription by RNA polymerase II
Cellular component (GO): nucleus
Molecular function (GO): protein dimerization activity; DNA-binding transcription factor activity, RNA polymerase II-specific; RNA polymerase II cis-regulatory region sequence-specific DNA binding
Source: RefSeq, a predicted model, not a curated record